Prionailurus viverrinus (fishing cat) is the source of this 1475-nucleotide messenger RNA. It is a transcript of the gene CFAP298, whose product is annotated as cilia and flagella associated protein 298. NCBI's taxonomy places the organism in Eukaryota, Metazoa, Chordata, Mammalia, Carnivora, Felidae. The transcript has 6 exons. Gene Ontology annotation, biological process: regulation of cilium movement. The record is from RefSeq and is a predicted model, not a curated record. The coding region runs from base 531 to 1271 and encodes 246 amino acids.
ACCCGCUUCAGGGCUCGGCGUCUGAGGGCGCCCACCACCGCACCCCUCCCUCCGCCCCACACAUCUCUCUAGGUGGAACCUCGGGCCCGGGAGAGUGGACGGGGCGUUCCGCGCUCCCCGCCGAUAGCUUGGGCUGUGUUGGGCGGUUGCCCCGACAACGGGCACUUCCGGGAACGGCGCAGGACGAAUCCUGCCGGGCGGGGGCGGCGCUGGACGGCGGCCGUCUCGGACCGAGUGGAUCGUUGCCCGGCAGCACCUGCUUCCGGGAGCUUCGGCCCCGCCCCCGCGCGCUGCGGCUUCUCCACCCUCGGCUUCUGACUGGCGCUGGCGGUCCCAGUGUUUCCUUGUUGCUCCUGGCAACAGGCACUUCCGGGAGUGAGGGCCUUCCCCCUCCCGGCCCCGCGGGCGCGCGAGCCCCGAGUUCCGGACUCCAAGCAGCGGUUAGGCGGCGGUCGCUCCUCGGCCUCGGGUUACGGCGGGCCGCGCAUCCCGGGCCUCCUCGCCGCCUCGGCGGGGUCUCCGGGGCCGCCAUGGUUCUGCUGCACGUGAAGCGGGGCGACGAGAGCCAGUUCCUGCUGCAGGCGCCGGGGAGCACGGAGCUGGAGGAGCUCACGGUGCAGGUGACCCGGGUCUACAACGCGCGGCUCAAGGUGCAGCGCGUCUGCUCAGAAAUGGAAGAAUUGGCAGAACAUGGCAUAUUUCUCCCUCCUAAUAUGCAAGGACUGACUGAUGACCAGAUUGAAGAAUUGAAAUUAAGGGAUGAAUGGGGUGAAAAGUGUGUACCCAGUGGGGGCUCGGUAUUUAAAAAGGAUGACAUCGGCCGAAGGAAUGGGCAAGCUCCAAAUGAAAAGAUGAAGGAAGUGUUAAAGAAGACUAUAGAAGAGGCCAGAGCAAUCAUAUCGAAGAAACAAGUGGAAGCCGGAGUGUGUGUUACCAUGGAGAUGGUGAAAGACGCCUUGGACCAGCUGCGAGGUGCAGUGAUGAUUGUCUAUCCCAUGGGCCUGCCGCCAUACGAUCCCAUCCGGAUGGAAUUCGAAAAUAAAGAAGACUUGUCUGGGACUCAGAGGGGACAAGGGGCCCCAGCCCGAGAACCGAUCAUCAGCAGUGCGGAGCAGAAGCAGCUGAUGCUGUAUUAUCACAGAAGACAGGAGGAGCUCAAGAAAUUGGAAGAAAAUGACGAUGACUCCUGUUUAAAUUCCCCAUGGGCAGAUAACACUGCUUUGAAAAGACAUUUCCAUGGGGUAAAAGACAUCAAGUGGAGGCCAAGAUGAAGUUCACCAGUUGGUGAUGCUGCCAUUAAUACCGGCUCACCUUUCCUGUAGACAAAAUAAAAACACAUUUAAAUAAUAAUAGGGCGCCCACAACCCUCUGAAAAAUGUUGAAUUUCUAGUUGUCCUAGUUUUUGUUUCCGUUUGAAUGUGUCCGAUAAAAAUUAUUUAAGGUUUUAGAAUUUAAUAAAUAUAUCCUCAAAAGCA